Molecule: messenger RNA, 1488 nt
Organism: Penicillium psychrosexuale
Lineage: Eukaryota; Fungi; Ascomycota; Eurotiomycetes; Eurotiales; Aspergillaceae
Exons: 1
Coding region: 1-1488 (495 amino acids)
Biological process (GO): regulation of transcription by RNA polymerase II; positive regulation of DNA-templated transcription, elongation
Cellular component (GO): nucleus; cyclin/CDK positive transcription elongation factor complex
Molecular function (GO): cyclin-dependent protein serine/threonine kinase activator activity
Source: RefSeq, a predicted model, not a curated record
AUGGCUUCCUCAGCACCGAAGCGACGAAUCCCCGGCCUGCCGAACCCGGUGUUGGAAGCGGAGCAGCAAAAAUGGCUAUUCACCGAGGAAGAAUUCGACCGCACACCAUCGCGCAUUGAUAAGAUCGAGCGUGGGAAAGAGGACUACAUCCGCCACCGUGCAGUCGACUUCAUUUGGCAAGUGAGCGUGAUGUUGAAGAUGCCCCCGCAGACCUCAAUGACCGCCACCGUGUACAUGCAUCGCUUCCUCAUGCGCUAUUCGUUGAUGGGCCAAUAUCCGGAGAUGGGGUCGGACCUGAUGCACCCGAAGGUGAUCGCUGCGGUGGCCCUGUUCGUCGCGUUCAAGGUCGACGAGGCCAUGCGCCGCAUGAAAGACUUCGUCAUCGCAUGCUGCCGGGUCGCCAUGAAGCAGCCGAACCUGAUUGUCGACGAGCAGUCCAAGGAUUACUGGAAAUGGCGAGACCUGAUCCUGCAGAACGAGAGCGUAAUGCUUGAAUACCUCUGCUUUGACCUACAGGUCGAGUCCCCUUACCGCAUUCUCUGGGACUACUCCAUCUUCCUAGGCGUCAGCGACAACAGGACUUUGCGCCACUCUACCUACUCCUUCCUCAACGACUCCACCUACACCGUUCUCUGUCUCCAAUUCCCACCCCGCGUCAUCGCCGCCGCAGCCCUGUACGCCGCAGCCCGCCACUGCAAAGUCGCCUUCCCCGACGACGCCGAAGGCCGGCCCUGGUGGGAGCAGAUCGACGUCCGCCUCGACGACCUCAUCCGCGCUUGCACCUUCAUCGUCAAGAUCUACGAGCGUGUCCAGCAAAGCCUCAGCAAGGGCUUCCCGGAUUUCGCGCUUCCAGACUCAACCCCCCAACCCAACGACCCAACCCGCAUCUUCGACACCGAUCCCACAAAAUCUGCCUCCGAGCAGCAAUCCAUCUCCACCCCUCCCACCCUCACCGUCACCUCAGACACGGCUUCAAACGGCCGCAAGCGCUCGCGCGAACCCGAACCCGAACCUCACCCCACCACACAGGCACAGUCACAACCACACCCACCCUCCCCAAAAAACAAACCCCCUUCAACCCUCACCCUCAACGGGAACGGGAACGGCGACCGCGAUCGAUCGCCCAAGCGCCAGCGGACCAUCACCCCCUCCAACUCGCGCGUCCCCGCGGCAGCAUUAUCCCAAACAAAAGCCACGCCUCAAUUCAAAUCCUUGUCAGUCACCGAAGGGAAACCGGAACCAGCACCGGGGUCCUCCGCAAAACCUCCUCCGAAAGAAGAGUCCAGCGCCGACGUCGAAGAAGGCGAAGUCCAUGAAAAACAACAUGUCGUUUCAGUCGCGCAUCCCGCUCCUCAGCAUAGUCCCCCGCCCACGGCGGAUGUGGAUGCUGAUUCUCGGAGUAAACUAGACUCCCAGCAAGAGGAGAAAGAGGAGGGCGAGGCUGAUGAUGAUGAUGAUCGUGCUGGGAGUGAAGAAGGCGAGAUCUAG